CGGCCAGUGCCUCUGUUUCCGGCUCGAGUUGCGCUCCUCACCCCCGCCCUCAGCAUGUCCGAGACUGCGCCCGCUGCGCCCGCUGCGCCAGCUCCCGCCGAGAAGACGCCUGUGAAAAAGAAGGCUCGCAAGUCUGGAGGUGCCGCUAAGCGUAAGGCGUCCGGACCCCCCGUGUCCGAGCUCAUUACCAAGGCGGUGGCUGCCUCUAAGGAGCGCAGCGGAGUGUCCCUGGCCGCGCUUAAGAAGGCACUGGCAGCAGCUGGCUACGAUGUAGAGAAGAACAACAGCCGCAUCAAGCUGGGUCUUAAAAGUCUGGUGAGCAAGGGCACCCUGGUGCAGACCAAGGGUACCGGCGCCUCGGGCUCCUUCAAGCUCAACAAGAAGGCGGCCUCUGGGGAAGCCAAGCCCAAGGCCAAGAAGGCAGGCGCUGCCAAAACCAAGAAGUCUGCGGGAGCAGCUAAGAAGGCCAAGAAGGCGACGGGGGCAGCUACCCCGAAGAAGAGCGCCAAAAAGACCCCAAAGAAGGCAAAGAAACCAGCUGCGGCUGCAGGAGCCAAAAAAGCUAAAAGCCCGAAAAAGGCUAAGGCAGCUAAACCCAAGAAGGCUCUCAAGAGCCCAGCAAAGGCCAAAGCGGUGAAGCCCAAGGCGGCUAAGCCAAAGACCGCCAAGCCAAAGGCAGCAAAGCCAAAGAAGGCGGCAGCCAAGAAAAAAUAAGUUUCUUUGGUCGUCUACUUAAGAGGCUUAAAAUAACCCAAAGGCUCUUUUCAGAGC
Molecule: messenger RNA, 771 nt
Organism: Chrysochloris asiatica (Cape golden mole)
Lineage: Eukaryota; Metazoa; Chordata; Mammalia; Afrosoricida; Chrysochloridae
Gene: H1-4
Product: histone H1.4-like
Exons: 1
Coding region: 55-714 (219 amino acids)
Biological process (GO): nucleosome assembly
Cellular component (GO): nucleosome
Molecular function (GO): structural constituent of chromatin; DNA binding
Source: RefSeq, a predicted model, not a curated record